AUGGUGAGGGACGAGGAGCUGGUGCGACGGCUUAGGGUUUCUGGAUUUGUGGAGGUUAGAGAAGGAGGAAAGAAAAUGGUGAGGGUGUGCGAUGAAGAUGGAGGAAAGUUGAUUUCAGAAACAGAAAUAAAAGGUUGUAAGGAUUUAUUUCAUGAAAUGUUUUGUGAAAAACCACAUCAUCUUUCAAAUGUUGUACCACAAACUAUUCAAGCAGUCGAUUUACAUGAAGGCGAUUGGGGUACCGUUGGCUCAAUUGUUAACUGGAAUUAUAAGGGGGAGAAGAAGGUUGUUAAGGUGGUUGUUGACGACAUAAACAAGGAAAAAAGGUUAGUGACAUUCAAGGCAUUUGAAGGUCAUUUGAUAGAGGAAUACAAGGCCUUCAAAGAAACUAUUCAUAUUGAGAAUGAAGGAGAUAACAACGUGGUUAUAUGGACUAUUGAAUAUGAAAAGAAAAAUGAAGACAUUCUAGAACCCUUCUCUUAUUUGCAAUUAGUCACUAAUCUAACCAAAGAUGUUGACACUCAUCAUGUCAACCAGUAA
Molecule: messenger RNA, 540 nt
Organism: Solanum verrucosum
Lineage: Eukaryota; Viridiplantae; Streptophyta; Magnoliopsida; Solanales; Solanaceae
Product: MLP-like protein 28
Exons: 3
Coding region: 1-540 (179 amino acids)
Biological process (GO): defense response
Source: RefSeq, a predicted model, not a curated record